Molecule: messenger RNA, 2604 nt
Organism: Trypanosoma rangeli
Lineage: Eukaryota; Euglenozoa; Kinetoplastea; Trypanosomatida; Trypanosomatidae
Product: 101 kDa heat shock protein
Exons: 1
Coding region: 1-2604 (867 amino acids)
Biological process (GO): cellular response to heat
Cellular component (GO): cytoplasm
Molecular function (GO): ATP binding; ATP hydrolysis activity
Source: RefSeq, a predicted model, not a curated record
AUGUCCGGUGGGCAGCCCGAGUGGACCGGCGCGGCCUCAACAGCGCUGCAAGAGGCUGUUGCCGUGGCGCGCAAGCACAGUAAUGGCUACCUGGACCCCGUUCACCUGGCGUACGCGCUGUUCAAGGACGAGAACGGUCUUCCCUCGCGUGUCCUGAAGAAGAUUGGGGCGGGUGUCGUGACGGACGCCUUCAUGGGCCGCAUCGAGGCAGUUCCCACGCAAAGCCCCGCACCGACGCAGCCGCGCCCCAACACGGACAUGACGCGUGUGUUAAACACCGCGGAGCAGAAGCGGGUUGCGUUGGAUGACACCCUUAUGGCCGUUGACCACCUCCUCCUUGCGCUGUACGAGAGCAAAGACGCAGCCACCAUCCUCAAGGCCGCUGGUGCUGACAGCAAAAAGAUUGAGAAGGCUUUGAUGGAGCUGCGCAAGGGGAAAAAGAUUACCUCCGAGUUUCAGGACCAAAACUACGAUGCUCUCUCCAAGUACGCCACAGACCUGUGCAAGCAGGCAGAGGAAGGGAAACUAGACCCGUUGAUUGGCAGGGCCGACGAGGUAUUACGCACCAUUCGUGUUCUGUCGCGGCGAACGAAAAACAACCCGGUCUUGAUUGGCGAACCUGGCGUUGGCAAAACCGCCAUUGUGGAAGGCAUUGCACAGCAGAUUAUUCGGGGUGACGUGCCGGACACCCUCGCGUCUUCACGCAUCUUUUCGUUGGAUCUCGGUGCACUCGUCGCCGGUGCGAAGUACCGUGGCGAGUUUGAGGAGCGUCUCAAGAGUGUCCUGAAUGAGGUGCGAGAGAGCUCCGACACCAUCAUUCUCUUCAUUGAUGAGAUCCACCUUGUGCUCGGGGCCGGCAAGACGGAGGGCGCAAUGGAUGCAGCCAACCUUCUGAAACCAAUGCUGGCACGCGGGGAGCUGCGCACGAUUGGUGCAACCACCCUGGAGGAGUACCGCCAAUACGUCGAGAAGGACGCGGCCUUUGAGCGACGUUUCAUGCCGGUGUAUGUGGAGGAGCCAAGCCCGGAAGAGUGCAUCAGCAUUCUCCGUGGGCUGAAAGAACGCUACGAGACACACCACGGUGUUCAGAUCACGGACAAUGCCGUGGUGGUAGCCGUCCAGUUGGCCGACCGUUACAUUACGAGCCGCUUCAUGCCCGACAAAGCCAUCGAUCUUAUUGAUGAGGCGUGCGCCAACGUGCGUGUGCAGCUCACGUCGCGCCCAGAGGAGAUUGACCAGCUGGAGCGCAAAAAACACCAGCUGGAGAUUGAGGCAAAGGCUCUUGAACGUGACAAAAAGGAGAAGCAAUCGCAGGAGCGAUUGAGGGCUGUCAAGGGGGACAUUCAGCGUGUGGAGGAGCUCCUCCAACCACUGCUGGAGCGGUACAAUGAGGAGCGCAAGCGCAUUGAUGAGCUGCAGGAAAUGCAAACCCGCCUGGACGAGAAAAAGACGAAGCUGGAGCGAGCUGAGCGCAUGCGGGACAUGGAGCUUGCCGCCGAUCUCAAGUAUAAUGCCAUACCCGCCAUUCAAGACCGCAUCCGCUCGCUGAAGGAGCAGAUUGAGAAGGAUAAAGCCUCCAUGGUGCAGGAGAAAGUCACGGAGGUGGACGUCGCGGCGGUGGUAGCCCGCUGGACGGGUAUUCCGGUUGCAAAGUUGAGCCAGACCGAUCGUGAGCGGCUGCUGCAUCUCUCAGACCACCUGCACUGUCGCGUGAAGGGGCAGGACGAGGCGGUGGAACGCGUCUCAGAUGCCAUUCUGCGUUCGCGCGCGGGUCUUUCACGGCCGCGCACUCCCACCGGUUCUUUUCUUUUUCUUGGUCCAACGGGCGUCGGCAAAACGGAGCUGGCGAAGGCGGUUGCGGUUGAACUCUUUGACGACGAAAAGAAUAUGGUUCGCAUUGACAUGAGUGAGUACAUGGAGCAGCACGCUGUCGCACGUCUCAUUGGGGCACCACCAGGGUAUGUGGGUCACGAGGAAGGCGGGCAGCUGACGGAGCCCGUACGCCGUCGGCCGCACACGGUGGUUCUGCUCGAUGAAGUGGAGAAGGCCCAUCCAUCUGUGUUCCACGUGUUGCUGCAGGUGCUGGACGAUGGCAGGCUGACAGACUCGCACGGCAGGACUGUUGAUUUCAGCAACACCAUCAUCAUUAUGACGUCCAACCUUGGGUCAGAGCACCUGGUCCAUUUGAGCAACUCACCAGGGGUGUGGGCGGCGACACGGGAGAAGGUGAUGCAGGUGGUGCGGAGGUACUUCCGCCCGGAGUUUGUCAACCGUCUUGACGACAUUGUGCUCUUUCGCAGGUUGGGCUUUGGGGAGCUUCACGACAUCGUCGACAUUAUCAUUGCAGGGGUGAACGAGCGACUGAAGGCACAUGACAUUCUGCUGGAGAUUACAGACGAGGUGAAAAAUUUUGUGCUGGAUAAUGCCUUCGACGCCGAGAUGGGCGCCCGCCCGCUGCGCCGUUGGGUCGAGAAACACAUCACCACGGAGGUGAGCCGCAUGAUUCUCGCGCAGCAGCUUCCGCCGAAUAGCACCGUGAAGGUGUCCGUCAACAGCGGCCAGGGUAAACUCGCCUUCAGCGUGAAGCGUUCCUCAUCGUCGUAG